AGUGCAAUGACGACAUCUGGCCUGCUGGAGUGGGAGCUAUCACUCUCGUCGGAACAGAUUAUCUCCCAUGGCUGGUACCACGGGGCUCUUAGCAGGGGUGCAGCAGAAAACCUCUUACAACAAGAUCGCCAGUUUCUCGUACGAGACUCUUCUUCGCAGCCCGAUAACUACGUGCUCAGUUGUCGGUCUAACGGCCAACAUCUGCAUUUCGUUAUACAGAGGAUCGUCGUGCACCCGGAAACAGUUUUCGAACGAUUUCAAUAUCAAUUUGAAGAUGAAGCGUAUGAUACUGUGGCGGACCUCAUCACCUCGUACGUUGGCUCGGGGAAACCGAUCUCAGCCGCCUCAGGAGCCAGAAUACAGUACCCAGCAAAUCGUGCAGUACCAUUAUCCAAUUUCGUAUCAGGCGAUGACGGUGGAACCAUGGUUUCUCCGAUCGGAGAAAGCAAUUACGGAAACGCGUAUAGUUUGUACAGCCAUUUCGUAGCAAAACCUGGAGCCCAACUGCGAGUGCCAUUCAAAAAGCAACGGUCUCAUUCUCUCACCCCAAUAGAUAUGGCGCAACAUGUGACACAUGGAAAAAGCGCCAGCGCCGAUGGGGUUAUUCAAAGUCAAACUAGUAAGCACCCUAAAAUAUUUUCAAGUGAAUCGAAUUCUGGCUCGAACACUUGGGACGCGAAUUUACCGACAAGCCCUCCAGCGAAGCCUGCAAGAUACGACGGUCCGAAAGCCGACGACCGAAGAUUAGAACUGCACCGACUGUACCACGUCUCUGGGUCCGAUUCAGGAAACGGAUCCGGGGAUUCAACCCAGAGUUCUGCCCACAGUGACCCCAAUAAAUCGCGGAACGAGUCGGAAUACUUGGUGAACACUCCAACAAUAAAGCAACAAUUCGAUUACGAACUAACAGAAGCAAAGUUAUUGCAGCUAGAAAACUUGGAUUAUACCGUAGAGUCCAGGAUAAAUUUGGAAAUUUUCCGGUCAUUGAUUAUUCCAGCAAAUCUUACGAAACCGUUAGAGUCAGAGACAUUGCAUACUAUCAAACUGUUGUUGCGCACGUCGGGACCUCGUAUCCUAGCAAACCACCUCACGAAAAUAGACCUUCAUUUCCUAUUCGACGACUCCAUACAAAUCGAAGGGCUAGAUAAAACAGCGUCGGGGAUAGAACUUUGUUUUCUUCCUCAGGGACGCUUGUUACGUUUAGAUGUCAUAGAAAGGGUGGAAACCUUUCGCCUUCUAGUAGCGGUGACGGUCCUAACUUGCCAAACAGACAGACAAAGGGCAGAUACUAUAAACGACUGGAUACUGCUGGCCAUUGAAACUAAAACUGCUUUGGGCAACCUGUACGGAUUUUCCGCCAUAAUGUUUGGUCUUUGCAUGCCUCAGGUGGAAUGUUUAGAGAACGCCUGGAACAUCUUAAGGCGAAUGUACACCGACAACGCUUUUAUGUUCGAGGCCAAACUGCGGCCGUGUUUCAAGAACAUGAACGAAGGGACAUAUCCUCUUCCUCCGAAUACCACCACUCCUUACGUAAUACCGUCUGUGCUGUGCUUUCAUUUAUUCGAUGGCGAAGGUGGAGGCCUCUUACAAACGGACGAGACGUUCCCGAGCAGUCUCAUGAGCAGCUUGGAGUUCGACUUCAACGCCACAGCCGCUCACCUCGAGGCAGCACGCCACUUCCCCCAACAAAUAGACAUGUUCAAACGGAACGCGCGCACAGUCGUACAGGAGAUGUCUUCCCUCGGACCAAUGUUAGAUCCAAUAUUACUGGAGUUGUUCCGGACUGAGUUCCAUAUAAGCUUCCUGUGGGGUGAGAGAGGUGUGCUUACAAGUCCCAACCAGAGGUUUGCAAGGCUGACGGAUAUUCUAAGCGCAAUGGCGACGAAGCUGGCGAAUCAACCACCAGAUAGUGAUGAUGCUGUGUGAU
Messenger RNA from Pararge aegeria (speckled wood butterfly), 1927 nucleotides. Its product is annotated as breast cancer anti-estrogen resistance protein 3 homolog. Gene Ontology annotation, molecular function: phosphotyrosine residue binding; guanyl-nucleotide exchange factor activity. Lineage: Eukaryota; Metazoa; Arthropoda; Insecta; Lepidoptera; Nymphalidae. The coding region runs from base 7 to 1926 and encodes 639 amino acids. Gene Ontology annotation, biological process: small GTPase-mediated signal transduction; positive regulation of peptidyl-serine phosphorylation. The record is from RefSeq and is a predicted model, not a curated record. The transcript is spliced from 5 exons.